AGAAGUCUGCUAAAUUACAAGUUCCAAACACAAGUAUUAUUAAUGUACGAUUCUUUCUUCUGCUUUCCCCACUGUUUUGUCCGAUAAAUCUAGAGAGGCAAAAUCAAAUCGAAUUCUCGAAGACGCAAAUAACAACAUCUGCAUACAAAGCUUAAAGAUCUCUUCCGAAGAAGUAAUAAUGUCUCUGACAUGCGUUAAUAUGUCCGAGGAUGUCUGGUUGACUUGCCUCACUCACGCAUUAUCCACCGAGACCGAAGAGAUCAUGGGUCUCCUUCUCGGCGACAUCGAGUACUCAAAGAACGGCGAAAGUGCCACAGCUAUGAUCUGGGGAGCAUCGCCUCAGUCACGGUCUGAUCGGCAGAAGGAUCGAGUUGAAACCAAUCCUGAACAAUUGGCUGCUGCUUCUGCUCAGGCCGAUAUAUCCUUUUUUAUAAAAAUGACGAUAUCAACGGGCAGAACUACACGGGUGAUUGGAUGGUACCACUCCCAUCCUCAUAUUACCGUUCUUCCUUCCCAUGUUGAUGUUCGGACACAAGCUAUGUAUCAGCUUUUAGAUUCUGGUUUUAUUGGCCUCAUAUUUUCCUGUUUUAGUGAAGAUGCUAACAAGGUUGGUAGAAUCCAAGUUAUCGCUUUCCAGUCUUCUGAUGGAAAGCAGAAUAGUAUUCCCAAAUCAAUGAGCCUGGUACUUGCUAAUAAAGACUCUGUCAUCGAUUUAGAAUCGUCAUUUAGUUCUUCGGACUCGAUAUACCAGAGAUCCUCUUCUGCACGGGGAGACAAUCCCGAGCUAGACACAAGUGAUACAGCUACUACUUCCGGAUCUAAGGGUGGAGGACGGGUUUCAGAUUUUGGGGCUUUCUUUGUCAACAAUGCUGAGGCCAACAGCACAGGAAGAGAUGGAACAAGUGGAAACUACAGCUCAGGCAAUCUCAGCAGCACAGCUAUCGAAAUUGACUCGAUGGACAUGUCUGAAAGUAUGCUAGAGGCAAUGCUCCGUUCAAAUUUAGAAACCAGUGGUGUGGGGUAUGUUAGAAAAGAAGUCCCACUUCAUGUUUUGCCGACUUCAUCCCUUCUUCAACUCAAUUCACCUUUAGCAUCUUUUAAAAGUCUGCAACGAGUACUCUAUGAUGAGGAACGAGCAGCGUACCACCAAUCCGUGCAGCAAAGCAUGAGAGACGGGAGAGUUCAUCCUCUUGCUUUCAUUCACAACACAUCAACAUAUCAGGCUUCAAUGUGCAAGUUGAUCGAAUACUGCUUGAGUCCUGCCAUUAACGCACUUCAAGAUAAGCUGAAGGAGAACAAGAUCCGGUUAGCAAUGCUGAUGGAUGAAGCUGAGGUUUUGGAAGCACAGAAACUGAAAGGAGCAGAGACAAGCGGGGGACCAUCUCGUCUAGUUCACGGUUCUGGCAGCCGAAGCAGAAGAGGAUUGUAGAAAGAUCUGUGGCGAAAGGCACAUGUCUUCCUCUUUGUGUAUGUUUCUAUUUGGACAUUUGUUUUGUUACGAUUGUAUCAUAGGCAGAAAUCUGUUCUUAGUUUACCCAUCUGUAGCAUAAUUGGUUUUUUUCUUUUUCAUGGAAGAUUAACUUUUUUCCAAGAGAUGCUGUAAUAUAUGUAUUCAUAUAUA
Messenger RNA from Arabidopsis arenosa, 1621 nucleotides. The record is from the annotation of a GenBank genome assembly. Lineage: Eukaryota; Viridiplantae; Streptophyta; Magnoliopsida; Brassicales; Brassicaceae.